Molecule: messenger RNA, 1569 nt
Organism: Symbiodinium natans
Lineage: Eukaryota; Dinophyceae; Suessiales; Symbiodiniaceae
Source: the annotation of a GenBank genome assembly
AUGGACUUCUUUCAGCGCCUGUGCUUGCUGAGCCUGAGCCUGCAGCCAGUGUUCGGAGGUUUGCUUGGAUCCAGCUGGCAGCUUUCGCCCGUGCCGCAGACGGCCACCUUAUCAAACACAACACCUGCAGAGCUGGAGAUUCGCGUAGCCAAAGGUUUGGGAUCCAAGGGCUACGAGAAGGUGCGAUUGUCCAUUGUGGCUUCAAGCCCUGAGACGGCUCUCGACUUUCCUUUCAGUUACCGGGAGCAGUUCAAAUACCGCUGGACGGAGCACCAUUUGCUUAGCACACUCCUUUCGUUGCAGCCUGGUGCGAACACAGUCACCCUCGCUGGGCAGAGCAUCCAAAUCGAUUUGCCUCCAGAGGAUUCUGGCAUCCGGGGAUUCUUCGUUGCCGACCCAUGCUUUUCAUCCACGUACGUGAUGUGCUCGUACAGCUCGACCUUCCAAACCUUGGAUCGAUCCACCAAGCUGCUGAACACUGUCUUUGAAGACAAGUCCAUGAGUCUUUUUGGAAUGCUGGGUGACAACUUCUACGAUCAGAGCGGCGAGAUUUCGAAAGAGUUUUUCUCUCACGUGUCGCACAAUGUAAAGCGUCGGUUCUGGAUGGUGGUCAAUGGCAAUCACGACAACUGGGUGUGUGGGUUCCCGGCUUGCGGAAGCCGAAAUGACAACUUUGGUAUUGGUCAGAUGCAGUAUUACCCGAUGGACGUGGUGGCCUCACAAGACAGUAGCAGGCUCUUCAAUUUCGACCUUGACCCAGACAGCCAGCCACAUUGGAAUUCGUUCCUGAACAAUGGCUCCAACUUCCUCUUCUACCACAAGCUGGGGAAUGUUGGCUUUCUUGGCUACACUGGGGCAGCAACCUACGAAGAGACUGUGCCGCAUUUGCAUGCGGCGUGCAAAUACUUCGCUGUGUCAAAGCCGGAGGUAAUUUUCCUGCUGGGGCACUGGAACACCGGAGGGCUAGGAUGUGGCAACAGCAUGAGUGUUCCUGCGGUUCACGAGGCUCUUCUCAAGAUUCCAGAAUGUUCAGGCUUGCAGUCGCGGCUGAAGUACAUGGAUGGGCAUGAGCAUUGCAACUACAUACAGGCAAAGAACGGCAAAGACAACUACGGUUUCAUGAUUGGCGGUCAUGGCAUGGCAGACAUCGGCUGCAGGCCGCAGUAUGGCUUUGCCUACUUGGACACUACACAGGGCCGUGCCAAACUCUAUUAUUUCGAAGUGGGUGGUGGCAGUCGCUGGGGCAUCGUUGCCAGCAUGGCAUUGGGCCUGGUCGUGGGUCUUUGUCUGGGAAUGCUGUCUGGGCUUCUCUUCACACGCCAUUGCCAGUGCGCCAUGCAGCGAAAGAAGUGCAUGUACGCCUCUCUCGGCAUUGUGGGUCUUGCACUUGGUGUUGUUGGAGGAUUCUUUCUCGGAGUCUUCAUUCUGAAUCCGCUGUUCCCCACAGAGGAUCACUUUGACAAGAUCAUGGACUGCCUGCAAAAGAGCGGCGGCCUGCAUGGCUGCACGCACCUGGCAACCGAGUGGCUCAACCAACCUAUCAAGAAUGCCUCGUCUCAUUUCGUUUAA